Saccostrea echinata is the source of this 606-nucleotide messenger RNA. RefSeq names its product transcription initiation factor TFIID subunit 10-like. Lineage: Eukaryota; Metazoa; Mollusca; Bivalvia; Ostreida; Ostreidae. Gene Ontology annotation, biological process: transcription initiation at RNA polymerase II promoter. The transcript has 5 exons. Bases 16 to 489 code for a protein of 157 amino acids. The record is from RefSeq and is a predicted model, not a curated record. Gene Ontology annotation, cellular component: SAGA complex; nucleus; transcription factor TFIID complex. Gene Ontology annotation, molecular function: RNA polymerase II general transcription initiation factor activity; promoter-specific chromatin binding.
UUUAUCAGCUUGUAUAUGUUUGAAUUAAGUGAGUCUUGUCGAACAUUCACUAUAAUAUAUGCCCUGGAAUAUAUUUUAGUCUAUGAUACCGGUCAGUUAAGUGGGGGAUCUGCGAUCUCUGGUGCCACUCCCACCACGGCGUCCUCUGCCACGCCCACCCACGAUAGGACGGCGGGGGUUCCCCUUACCGACUUUGUUCAGCAAUUAGAGGAUUAUGCCCCUACGAUUCCAGAUUCUGUGACAGCGUUUUAUCUGAAUCGCGCAGGUUUUGAAGCCUCAGACCCUCGAGUAACACGACUCAUUUCUAUAGCAGCCCAAAAGUUCAUUUCUGACAUAGCAAAUGAUGCCCUACAACACUGCAAAAUGAAAGGAUCUGUUCAGUCGAAGAACAAAGGAAAGGACAAGAAACUAACACUGACGAUGGACGAUCUAACCCCGGCUCUUGCGGAAUACGGCAUCAACGUUAAAAAGCCUGCGUAUUUCAUAUGACUGAAAACAUUUGGAAAUAAUUACGAACAAUUUAUUGUACAUUUAUAUUGAAACUCAUUUUUGUUAUUUCUUUUUUUAUCAUUUGACAUUCUCUUAAUAAAUAUAUUCCUACGUGUA